Messenger RNA from Mangifera indica (mango), 1172 nucleotides. Its product is annotated as cationic peroxidase 1-like. Bases 43 to 1002 code for a protein of 319 amino acids. Gene Ontology annotation, biological process: response to oxidative stress; hydrogen peroxide catabolic process. The transcript has 3 exons. The record is from RefSeq and is a predicted model, not a curated record. NCBI's taxonomy places the organism in Eukaryota, Viridiplantae, Streptophyta, Magnoliopsida, Sapindales, Anacardiaceae. Gene Ontology annotation, molecular function: heme binding; peroxidase activity.
UUAAACUUGUUAAGAUUUCCAAGCUAAUUAUAACUAGCAGUAAUGACUUCACGUAGCAUAUUCCUACUUCAGGUUUUUCUCAUCUUCGCUCUUGCACCAACAGCUUUCUCGUCAGUGUUGUCUCCUUAUUACUAUGAGAAAGUAUGUCCUCAAGCCUUGCCAGCUAUCAAACGAAUAGUUCAAGCUGCUGUUUACAAAGAACGCCGCAUGGGUGCCUCUCUUCUACGUCUUCACUUCCAUGAUUGCUUCGUUCAAGGUUGUGAUGCAUCAAUUCUCUUGGAUAAAACAUCUACCAUCGACAGUGAAAAGUAUGCACUUCCAAAUCUAAAGUCCGUCAGAGGAUUUGAAGUCAUCGACCAGAUUAAAGAAGAGGUUGAUAAUAUUUGUGGCCGCCCAGUUGUUUCUUGUGCAGACAUUUUGGCUGUUGCAGCUCGCGAUUCUGUUGUUGCGCUCGGAGGAACCUCAUGGAAGGUACCACUGGGGAGAAGAGACUCGACCACAGCUAGCCGGACCUUAGCCAACAAUGACCUCCCAUCGCCAACCAUGGACCUCCCUGCACUGAUCACCAACUUCAAAAAUCAAGGCCUCGACGAGAGAGACUUAGUGGCACUCUCUGGUGGUCACACUCUUGGUUUCUCACAUUGUCGUCUCUUUAAAGACAGAAUUUACAAUGCAACAAACAUUAAUUCUAACUUUGCAAAAGAGCAACGAAAAAAAUGCCCACGUACAGGAGGAGACAACAAACUUUCUCCUCUUGACCCAACAUUUGCACGCUUUGAUACUGCAUACUUCUCCAACUUAAUACAGGAGAAGGGGCUUCUUGAAUCGGAUCAAGCACUUUUCAGUGGUGGCUCCACUGAUGAACUCGUAAAGACUUACAGCUAUAACCCAAAAGCUUUCUCUGCCGAUUUCGCGAACUCUAUGAUUAAGAUGGGGAACAUAAAAGUUUUGACUGGGAAUCAGGGUCAAAUUCGUACGAAUUGCAGGAAGGUGAACCACUAGAGUGGUUGUCAUUCCCGGAUUUUUGUGUUCAAAUCAUUUAUUUCAUUUGCAAGUGUAAAAAAAUUUAAGCGAAAUACUUUCGGAAACGUUGCCUUGUUGAAUAAAAUUUUUAUUCUUUAGUUGGAAUGAAUAUAUCACAAUUUUUCCUUCGGAAACAUUGCCUUGCCAUA